AAAACUUUAGAAGCAGCAAGUUGAUAGCGAUAGCUUUGUUCAUUAUCUAAACGAUUGUGUGAUUGGUACACAUGCUCAAAUUUCCAGAAGGCAGUAUAGUCUAAAGUUAUCAUUUUGAUAGGCUGAAAUCUUGUGAAAAGAAUCUGUGACUUUUGUAUUCUGAAUUUUCAAUUAAAAUUUGAUUGUGCGAAUUGCUCAAAUUCUUCAGAGAUUUUGGGUACAAAUUGGGAGGAAACUUGGGGGUGGUAACGAAAUAGCGUGCGUGCAACGAGUGGCGCACAUUGCGCAACUCCAACCAACCGCUAAAAAGUGACGGCUGAAUGGUGCGGUAAUCUGUGAAAAUUGAAUGGAAAUUAAAAAAGUACACAACUGUAGGAAGUUAACCAACGUUAGUAAGGAAUAUCAAAAAAUAAGUUAUGAAGAAACGUGCAAGUGGCUCACGCGGCAGCAGUUCCCCCGAUGAUAGUGGCGCUGAAACUCGAGGUGGUAUACACGCAAAUACCAACAGCAAUGAUACCUGUGCGCCCUCCACAUCCGCCAAACAACGUAACUCAUCGUCUAUUUCAAAGGAUAAAGGACUUGACGAGUAUGCCGAGACAUUUGUAAUUGUGAAUGAACGACCGGUGGAUGAUAUUUCGCUUGAUUUCUUCUAUAAACCUCAUACAAUAACCCUAUUCGCCAUUUCAGUACUAUUUAUGAUGUUUUUUGCUUUUGUCAGGAAUGAAACAAGUAUUGAAGAUAACAUCUGGGCUGGCAUAUUGUGCGUUGUGUUCUUCUUCCUAAUCAUUUCUUUAUUGGCAUUCCCGAAUGGACCAUUCACCCGCCCACAUCCAGCAGUAUGGCGUAUCAUAUUCGGUUGUUCGGUAUUAUACCUGCUGAUGCUGCAAUUCUUCAUGUUUCAAAAUUACAAAACCAUAAUGAAUAUAUUCUAUUGGUUGGAUCCAAAAUUGCAAGAUUUUCACAUCAACAUGGAUAAGGAGUAUGGCGCUAACUGCUCAGAUCUCAGCUUUGAACGUAUAAAAAGUACAAUCGAUGUUUUCGCUUGGGGUCACUUUCUGGGCUGGGCCUUCAAGGCUGUACUCAUACGGCACGCUGGCAUUCUGUGGGCUAUUUCAGUGAUGUGGGAAAUUACCGAAAUCACCUUUGCACAUUUGCUGCCGAAUUUCGUUGAAUGUUGGUGGGAUGCGCUCAUCUUGGAUGUGCUUAUCUGUAAUGGUCUGGGCAUCUGGGUGGGCUUAAAAAUUUGCAAAGCGCUCGAAAUGCGUGAAUACAAGUGGGCGAGCAUUAAAGAUAUCUCAACGACGACGGGUAAAAUUAAGCGCGUUGUAUUGCAAUUUACACCAGAGAGUUUCACAUCCAUACGAUGGUUGGAUCCGAAGUCCACAGCGAUGCGCUUUGCGGCCGUUUGCCAAUUGGUUGUAUUUUGGCAGGUGACUGAACUGAAUACAUUCUUCCUCAAGCACAUUUUUGAAAUGCCACCCGAUCAUUACCUUGUCAUUGGUCGCCUUGUUUUCAUUGGCCUCUUUGUAGCGCCCUCAGUGAGGCAAUACUAUACGUACGUGACUGAUACACGUUGCAAACGUGUCGGCACCCAAUGUUGGGUAUAUGGCGCUAUUAUGGUCUCAGAAGCAAUACUUUGCCUGAAGAACGGCAAAGAGCUUUUCGAACGUACACAGGCCAUAAAUAUUGUUAUGUGGUUAAUUACGCAGGUCGUCGUAUCAGUGGCCUUUGUUUACGGUUGCAUGCUGUGGCAGCGUGCACAGAUCAAAUAUAAUGAAUUAACAGAAUCGCCUAGCAAAAAGGGUAGAGCACAAAAUGGCAACGAAGAAAGGGGCAAGAAAUCACCAAAAAAAUCUCCAAAGCGCAACCUACAGAAAAUUGAAUAAAAUUCAAAAGUUAAACUUAAACAGAAAGACAAACAAAAAAAUAAGAACUACAAGAAACAAACUAAGUCAUAGCAUUCGACAUCUCUUCCCCUUAUAAAAAACUGAAUAAAUUAAAUAUGUUAUCAAAGCUAAUUAUAAUUUUUUUCAAAAACAAAUUCUAAAACUUACAUAUACAUAUAUAUUGGCUGGUUCAUUUCAUAUUAUCACAACUAUUUAGCAAUAAUAUAUAGUACAUAGUUAUAUAUAAUCAAAAUAUGCAAACGAAUGUAUGUACUGAUUAAAAUAAUUGUAAUUAAAAACAAAAAAAAGCAGCAAAAUGACAACCAAGCUUGUACAACCCGCGACCAAACGAAAGCGCAUCAACAUUUUGAGCAGUUUUGACUAAUUUUCUUUUCUUUUUUUGUUUGAAGGCUCAUUACUUUUGUAUAGUAAGUAUAGCUCACAAUCUAAAGAACCUACAUAAAUCGGAUUUUAAAAUUGUAUACAAAAUUUAGAAAAAUUUCAUAUACAUUUUUCAUUCCACUUCCACUGUUUUUAAUUAGAAUUUAUGCAAAAAUGUUUAGUAUGCAGUUUUAUAGCUUAUUAAAUUUUAGUAUCAUAGAGUGCCACUUUGGAGUUGCGAAAAUCCGGUUGAUAUUUUAUAAUUUUUCCCCAUGACGUAUUGUGCAUUUUCUUCAUAAAAAAAAAAAAUAGAUUUGUCGUGGGCUGUAUAGAAAAACUAGUUCAAAAAGUUAGUUGACCAAGGGGAAUGUAGAAAAUUCACAACAAUGUAAACUUAAAAUGGAACUUAAGGGGGAACAAUUAAAAAAAAAACUUAGACUAAAAUGCAAUAUCAAAUUUGCUAAAAAAUGCAACAGAUAUAUAAAAGCGGAAAAUUGCAAAAAAAAAAAAGAAAA
Molecule: messenger RNA, 2782 nt
Organism: Anastrepha ludens (Mexican fruit fly)
Lineage: Eukaryota; Metazoa; Arthropoda; Insecta; Diptera; Tephritidae
Gene: l(3)77CDf
Product: phosphatidylserine synthase
Exons: 7
Coding region: 417-1886 (489 amino acids)
Biological process (GO): phosphatidylserine biosynthetic process
Molecular function (GO): L-serine-phosphatidylethanolamine phosphatidyltransferase activity
Source: RefSeq, a predicted model, not a curated record